Molecule: messenger RNA, 4337 nt
Organism: Sipha flava (yellow sugarcane aphid)
Lineage: Eukaryota; Metazoa; Arthropoda; Insecta; Hemiptera; Aphididae
Exons: 13
Coding region: 829-4287 (1152 amino acids)
Biological process (GO): positive regulation of transcription by RNA polymerase II
Cellular component (GO): nucleus
Molecular function (GO): RNA binding; transcription factor binding
Source: RefSeq, a predicted model, not a curated record
CGGAGCAUGUGACCACGUGAGAUAGUCCAAAACUCCAAUCCCAAUGUCGAAGACGCGGGCCGUAGCGGUGGCGGUGCUAACAGUGUAAAGGCGGUUGUCGCGAUAUAGGACAUGGCCGUGCAGUACAUCAGUGUCGCAUUAUUAUCGUUGUGAUCUCGUUCGUAUAAGUUUACGCGCAAAUAUAUAUACACACACAGACCAUCUCACACGUAUAAAACAUAUUUAUAUACACAAAAUACACACACACACACACAUAUAUAUAUACAUUAAAACGCGCGCGAGCACAUCAAUCUAUGCGAUCGUGGUAAAGUUCCUAUAAAAACAAACGUCACUCGGAUUGAUAGCGGACGCAAUAAAUAAUUCAGUGAUCCUUUUUAUCCGUUCCAUCUCAUCCUUCGCUUAUCUGUCGAAUACCGAAAAACCUCGUGAAAUUCCCUCUACAACGAGUUAGCCCGCGCGUACCGGCACUCCGUAACGAGGAACGACAUCGCUGUCGUCGUCGCGAGUGCAAAUAACAGUUCUAAGUACCUGUGGCUGCUGCUGCUGCUGCUUCUGAAACAGUAUAUCUAAUAUUUAAUAUUGUUUAUACGUAAACAAUUGUGUUUACAACUAUUAGUACUGCUGCUGCUGCUAUUGGUAUACUAUCAUUACUUCUGUUAGGCUCCUUGGGUUAGGUACAUUUUCUUUCUUCGGUUAUAGUUUCUUGCGUUGUAGUGGUUUUUGUUUUUUUGCAAUCAAUUUAUAUUAUUUACAUAUAUACUUAUAUAUAUGCAUUAGUAAAAACUACAAGUAACAAGUGAUACAUAUAGUUUUAUUAAAUUUACGGACAUGUAUUCUGAUUUUAUAGAGUCACCGUCAAAGGACUGUUUCUCAUUUAAUGAUCAAUCAUCAUCGUCAUAUGAUAUGGCAGAGGUGAAUGAGAUUAAUAAUCAAACAAAUUUGGAUUAUAUUUUUGAUUCCUAUUAUUCAUCUGUAUCACAAUAUAAUUCAAAUUUUGGACUUCCAGAAGACUGUAAAAAUAUGAGUUUUUCAGAACUAUUUGAUCAAGAAUUAUUUAGUACUAAUGAAAAUAAAGACUGUAAAAUUACCAUUAAAAUAGAAGAAGAAGAACCAUCAUCUAUUCAAUGUUAUUCUGUUGAUGAUUCUCAAGAUAUUAUUGGCCAUCAAAUUUCAACGCAAAUUGAAGAAAAUAUUUCUCCUUUGACUUCAUUACCUAAAAGUUUUGCUCCUAAACGAGGUAUUAAUAGAACGUCUAUUAAAACCACUGACAGCUGUGAUGUUAAACAGCUUAUGUGUAAUCCUUUUUUUGAAACAGAUGAUCUAGAUAUUGAUAAAAUAUCAGUAAAAGUUGAAAACCCUAGUAUAAAACUUGAACCUGAAUAUACUGAUGAUACUAUUGUUGGAAUGGAAGUAAAAUUAUGUUGUUCUACAGAUGAUUCACAAAAUUUAAUUAACAAACCUAAUUUGGUAAACAUUGAAGAUGGUCAUACAUCUUUAAUGACUAAAACUUCUACUGAAUCUACAGAAAAUUGUAAUAUUAAACAUGAAAUUAACAAUUCUUUUUAUACUCACAACAAUCUUAAUAAUGAUAAAAAUUCAGUGGUAGUUAAUUCAUCUACUUUAAAACUUACAACCAAACAUUUCAAUGAUGAUGUUGAACAAAACAUUGUUAAAAUGAAAAAUCAACAGCAUUAUGUUGAAAAUACAAUUGAUAGUAAUAGUAUUUUAAUAAUGAAUGAUAAAGUUCGAUCAGAAUUAUCAAAAAAUACUAUUUCAAAGCCUCAAGAUAUUGUUAGAACUUCUGUAAAAUCUACAGCAAAAUCCAAUGUUAAAAAUUUUAUGUUUAACUCAUGUCAUUCUUUACAAGAUAAUAAAAUGUCAAUAAAAAACAAUCAAUCUAUUACAAAAUGUAAACUGAAAAAUGUCAACAAUAAUAUCAAACAUAACAUUAAAACAGAAAUCCAUUCAAAUAAUUUUGCUGGCGAUUUACAACAUAUGAAUAACAGUAACAUAAAUGUUAUAAAUGAAGAUGAUAUUGCAUCUCCAUCAUCAAGAAUUUUAAUUCAAAAGUGUCCAGGCAUUUAUAAAACCACUUUAAAACCCAUUAAAAAUUGUGAUGUAAAGCAUCUCAUGUACAACACACUUUGUCAAUCAAAAAAACUAAAGCUUGAUCAGAAAACAAUUGAAAUUAAUACAUCUUUUAUAAAAUGUGAAUCUGAAGACAUCAAUUAUACUAUUGAUCAGAAUGUAAAUGAAAAAGAAAUUCAACCACAUUAUUCUCAAAAAAAUACAACUCAUAAUCAUAGUAUUUUAAAAAUCGAAGAGAAAGUUCCAUCUCUUUUAUCUAAAAAUGUUAUUCCUCAGCGCCAAGUUAAUUCUAGAAAGUCAUUAAAAUCUCAAUGUUCUAAUGUUAAAAAUCUCAUGUUUAACCCUCUUUGUACAUCACAAAAUCAAGGAAAUAAUAAAAUGCCUAUAAAAAUCAACCUAUCUACUGCAAAGUGUGAACCAAAAUAUGUCAACAGUAAUAUUGAACAAAAAAUUGAACCAGAACUCCAAUCAUAUUAUUCUACUGAUGAUUUACAAUACAUAAAUAACAGUGAGAUAAAUAUUAAAGUUGAAAAUAAUAUUGUGUCUUCAGUAUCAAAAAGUUCUCCUAAGUAUAGAGACAUUAACAAAAGUUCUUUAAAAACUACUGAAAACACUGAAAUUAAACACCUUAAGUUCAACAAUCUUUGCCAAACAAAAAAUCUAGGACUUGACCCGAAAUCCGCAAAAUUCAAUAGUCUUUUUGUAAAAUCUGAAUCUGAAGACAUUUAUAAUACUAAUGGACAAAAAAUUGAUGAAAUCAAUGUAAAAUCAUAUUGUUCAUCGAAUGGCUUACAAAGUGCAACGGACCAUCAUAAUUUUGUUAAAGUUGAAAGUUCUGUUCUAAAAUAUCAAGGUAUUAAUACAACUCCUGUCAAAAUGAUUAAAAACUGUGAAGUUAUAAGACCGAAACCCAAAAAUAUCAAUGAUAUUAUUCAAAAAAAAAUUGUUAAAAUGGAAGUACAAACAAAUGAUAAAAACUUGAAUAAUGAAAAUAAAAUAGAAUAUGAUGUUCCAAAUGAAAUUUGUAGUCUAUAUUCUAGCGACACAAUUAUUGAAAGUGUUAAUUCACAAAAUUGUAUUCUUAAAAAUGAAUUAAACUUGGAAACUGAGAAAAAGAAAAUUUCUAUGGAAGAAUAUAGAGCUAAAAGAGGCAAAAUAAGCUUGUUAAAAAAUACUUCAGAAAAUAUUACAGAGUCUACAACAGAACUAGUUGAAACAGAUAAUGGUAAAUUAAAAGCUAUUAAAGAAGAAUUUGAUCGGAACACGAAUGAACAUUUCAUUGGCCAGAAAAGAAAAAUUGAAGAUGAAGAUCAAAGUCCUGUAUCGAAAGAAAUAAUCAAUGAAGAGGAUAAAGAAUUACAAACAAAGCGAAUGAAAAUUGAAUAUAUUAAAAAACUCUUACCAUCAUCGUUUGCAUCAGAAAUAGCAAAAACCUCAAGUUUGAUGAAGGGUACAUUAGUUGAAGAUAAUGAAAAUGAAAAUAACUCUGAUAAUUUAAUUAUGUCCUAUGAUAAAACACAAAGAAAAUAUACAGAAAUGUAUAAUGAUUUAGAAUAUUCAAAAAAAGAGGAAAAAUCUCAAAGAAAAGGUUACCUAAACAAAACUCAUCCAUUUUAUCGUAGUUCAAGGUCUGACUAUAGUAAUAAAAGUGGUCGAUCUUCAUCUUCAUUAUCAAAUUCUGAUGAUUAUUACAAUCGUAACAGAAGUGAUUCUCCACAACAAAAUGGACAAUAUGGUCAGAAUGUUCGAAACCCUGCUCAAAGGUCUAAAGAACAGAAAAGGGUAGUCUAUGUUGGACAGAUACCAAUUAAAUUUGGAAAACGUUACUUAUACAGUCGGUUCGAGGAAUUUGGCUCAAUAAUAUCUCUAACGCUUCAUAAAAAACCUGAUUUUCGUGUUUAUUAUGCAUUUGUAACAUAUUCCGAUAAAGCAGAAGCUGAACGUGCUAUCAAUCAUGGAAAUGAUGAUAGAAGUCAGGUCCAGUUAGAUAUUAGGUUUGGAGAACGAAAACAAACUCAAACUCCUUACUAUGAUUUAGAUGAUGAAUGGUUAACCGAUUGGUAUGGAUACAACUCACCUGUACCGGUUGUGAGAGCUAGAAAUAGUCCUGAAAAAGUUUCUUUUCAAGAAGAAUUGGAAGAAUUUUAUAAGCUUGCUCAAAUUAAGAAGUUAAAUCAAAAGUCAUCUCAAAUCUCUUGACAUAAAUUUUUUAUUUUAUUUCACCUUGUAGUGUUGGAAUAUAAUUGUAA